AUGGCCCUGGCACAAAAUCCGGAGUCUUUCUCUCAAACAAGGGGCCGGGCUCCAAAAACUGCCUCCUUCUCCCUCAUAAACCUCCCUCUUCAGCCACUCUCUCCUUCUCUCUCACUUCAUGCUUUGUAUUUUAUUGAGCGAAACUCCCAAACCCGUGGUAAUAUAGCCAUGGAGGAAGAAAACGCCUUGGAUGUUAACAAAACUGAGAUCUGGCUUCAAGAUGAACAAGACGAUCUUCUUGGUGUGAAUGAUGUCUCCAUGUUUUAUGCUGAUUUUCCUCCUCUUCCAGAUUUUCCAUGCAUGUCAUCCUCUUCGUCAUCUUCCUCAACUCCAGCACUGCAAGUCAAGACCACGACGUGCUCUACAACAUCUUCAUCCUCCACCGCUACAUCAUCAUCGUCCUCUGCCGUGUCAUGGGCAGUUCUGAAGUCCGAUGCCGAAGAUAAUCUUCGGGUGGAGGAGCAGCCGCCGCCACCACUAGCAACUUUGUCCUCCGCCGCUUCCACAGAGAUCCCUUUACCGCCUAACGAUUGUGCUGUCGAGAUAGAGGAGCCUUUUCCGUACUUGGACAUGUUAGAGAUCAACGAUUUUUUCGACCCGGCAUUAGUUUUUCAAGACGAGGAUUGCCCAUUAGAAGAAUAUCCCCAGAAUCAGAUAGAGCGGGAGCAGGAACAACAUGCAAUUACACUGCUGCAGCAAUCAGAGGAUCAAGAUCGGCAUGUGCUCUUUAAUGAUAAUAACUACGAAGAAGAGAUUCAAGGAAAAGGAGGAAACCCAGAUGGGGAAAUGAGCGACGUGUUCUUGGAGUGGCUCAAAACGAACAAGGAUAGCGUCUCUGCAAAUGACUUGAGGAGCGUUAAGCUCAAAAAAUCAACCAUAGAGUGUGCUGCGAAGCGCUUAGGAGGAGGAAAAGAAGCCAUGAAGCAAUUGUUGAAGCUUAUUCUUGAAUGGGUUCAAACUAGUCAUCUUCAAAACAAAAGCCGUUGUAAUAAGGAGAGUGACAUUAAUAAUAAUGACAAUGGUGCGCCUCCAAAUUUCCUCACAAACCCUAGGUCUAAUUCCAACCCUAAUUUCUUUGGAAUACCUCAGUCAUGUCCAUGGGUCUCUCAUCCUCAGCCUUAUGGGACAGAUCCGGCGACUAUGGUAGCCGUGCCGCCGCCUUCUUAUCCUUUGAUUGGGUAUCCGGGUGACCCAUAUUCAAAUGGAGCUUCGAAUAAUAUCAAUUCCUACCAACCUGCUAUUACGGAAUACAAAAUGUUGGAAGCAGCUCAUUCAUGGCCUCCAUCUCAGUUCACCAUUGCUCCCCACUGCAACCAGUCAUCAUAUGGGGACAAUAAUGUCCACCAGGCUGGCCCACCAGUAGCGGCGGGAUUUGACGGCUAUGUGAAUCAGUAUUCAUAUCAUUAUUUUCAAGGCAUGGCGGCGGGUGAUAAGUUAAUGAGGUUAGGCCCCUCGGCGACCAAAGAAGCAAGGAAAAAGAGGAUGGCGAGGCAGAGAAAGUUUUUGUCUCAUCAUAGGAGCCAGAAACACCAUAGCCAACUACAGAAUCAUGAUAAUAAUGACCCGCUUGCAAGAUUGGGACGUGAUUAUAAUUGCAACGGAGGUUCUGCGAAUCCGGCCAAUUGGGCGUACUGGGGGGCACUGGCCGGAGGAGCAGCUUCCGUGGUUCCAGUCGUUCCAGCUGAAACCCGGCCGGCUCUGGAUCGAACAGCCAUGCAAGCUCAGAAUUAUCAAACCAGUGUCGCAUCGACAGAUCAAAGGCGUCAGGGAUUGAAGACAGAGAAGAACCUGAAGUUUCUUCUUCAAAAGGUGUUGAAGCAAAGUGACGUUGGUAGCUUGGGGAGAAUUGUGCUGCCAAAAAAAGAGGCAGAAACCCACUUGCCAGAAUUAGAGGCGAGAGAUGGCAUUUCUAUAGCAAUGGAAGACAUUGGAACUUGUCGUGUUUGGAACAUGCGCUACAGAUACUGGCCAAACAACAAAAGCAGGAUGUAUCUGCUCGAGAAUACUGGAGAUUUCGUGAAGGCCAAUGGACUGCAAGAGGGAGACUUCAUAGUGUUGUACUCAGAUGUCAAGUGUGGCAAAUUUUUGAUAAGAGGGGUGAAAGUAAGGCAAGCAGGGGGAGUGGCGAAAGCAGAUCAGAGCAAGAAAGGAGGAAAAACGCAUCAGAAAAACCUGGCGGCUGCUAAUAAUGAGGCGCCCUCUCCAUCGUCGCCUCUGAAAAGAUUAGAAAGGAAAUAA
Molecule: messenger RNA, 2238 nt
Organism: Neltuma alba
Lineage: Eukaryota; Viridiplantae; Streptophyta; Magnoliopsida; Fabales; Fabaceae
Product: B3 domain-containing transcription factor ABI3-like
Exons: 7
Coding region: 1-2238 (745 amino acids)
Molecular function (GO): DNA binding; DNA-binding transcription factor activity
Source: RefSeq, a predicted model, not a curated record